AUGUAUGGUAUAUUAUUUGAAAUUCUACGAAAUUAUGUUGAUGAGACAUUCGGUCCAUCAACAUGGGAGGCUGCUGUACAAAUAGUCAACGGACAACAACUGGAAAUAGAAACUAAUCGGAACUAUUCUACACGAUUACUAACACGAAUAAUCAGUACAUUAUGUGAGUUUAUUGGUCUACCUGAAGAAGAUAUUUAUUACGAAUUCGGUAUUAAAUCUGUCGAUUAUCUGAGUAAUAAUGGUUUCCAGAGUUUAUUACAAGUACUGGGUAAAAAUUACAUUGACUUCUUACAUAAUGUUAAUGAAAUGCACGAGUAUUUACAUUAUUCCUAUCCAAAAAUUAAACCGCCUAAUAUACAAGUCACUUCAAUCAAUCACAAUGUCAUCACUUUGGUCUAUUCUUCCGUACGUGAAGAAUUUGCGCAUUAUCUGAGAAGUCAACUAAUAUAUAUUGCAAAAUUGUAUUUUCAAUUGGAUGUUAGUGCAAAAUUAGUUGAUAAAAGGAAGCAAGCAGCUUCACACAUAUACACAUUUAAGCUAUACAAUAAAGGUUUAUCAUGGAUUGAAUUAUUAGAGAAAGAUAAUCAACUCAAUAAGUAUAUAUCUCUAUUGGAUUUAACAGUCUCAUUACCAGAGAAGGAAUUUUUAGGCAUACUACCUUUUCAUUUGGUACUGACCAAGGAUAUGACAAUCAAACGUGUAGGUAAGGGAUUUUCAUGUUUAAGAAAUGAUAUAUCGGGAAAGGAGUUUGUAACAUGCUUUCUAAUUUCAAAGCCGAAAACAAAUCCAAAUUUCGAUGAGAUAUAUUUAAACAGGUUCAGCACUUUUGAAAUAAUUCUCUUGAACAAACCUUCGUCAAAAAGUAGAUCUUCUAAAAAUGCUUCGAAAGUUGAUGAGAAUUGCCGCUUCAAAGGAGCAAUGAUCUAUGUUGAAGAAUGGUUAAUGCUGUUAUUCAUAGGCACACCUGUAAUUAGAGACACGAAACAAUUAUACGAGAAAAAACUACGGAUUUCUGAUCUGAAUACAUUCGACAGCAGCCGUGAUAUAAUAAUUCAAGGAAAUCAACAGUCUGACGAAGUUAUGAAACUUUACGAAAAACAACGUCACAAGGCUAAACAAAUGGAGAAGAGUAUGAUGCAAUUAGAAAAGAUUAGGAAAGUUACUGAUGAAUUGUUGUAUCAAUGUAUUCCUAGUACGGUGGCCAGGAAAAUUAGAAACGGCACUCCAGCGAUCGAUACAAUUCAGACAUUUGAUGAAGUGACAAUAUGUUUUACGAAAGUGGUGAACUUCGCUGCAAAAUGUAUGCACAUAGGUGUUGAACAAGUAAUAGAGUUGUUGAACAGAAUGUAUUCUUUCUACGAUGCUUUGACUGAAAAUCAUAAAGUCUACAAGGUUGAAACAGUCAAUGACAGUUAUAUGUUGGUUUCUGGAGCACCACACAGGACCCCAUUACAUGCUGCACACAUAGUCGACACAGCACUAGAAAUCAUAGAAGUAACUCUACUCAGUCUUUACUGGCCAGAGUCAACUGAAAAUAUCCCAGCUAAUAAUAAGAAUAAAACUGUUUAUACGGAUGAAAACUUACAUCUUUACAUUGGAUGUCAUACUGGUCCAAUUGUUGCUGGUGUAGUCGGUUAUAAAACACCACGAUAUUGUUUAUUUGGUGAUACAGUGAAUACUUCAAGUAGAAUGAUGAGUCAUGGUUCACCAGACAAAGUGCAUAUUAGCGAAUCUUGUGCUCAGUCUUUAUCACCUUAUCCAUAUGAAACAGAAUGUCGAGGAGAAAUUCCAAUCAAGGGUAAAGGGAACAUGAAGACAUACUUCGUCACAGGUCGGAAACCAGAAUUCGUCUUCCAAGACACGACUGAUGGAGGCAGUCGCAAUUUUGCUGAAGUUCUCAAAGAAGACAUGCUCAAAGACGAUGAUAUACCAUCGGAAAAUUCGGAUGACUCUGCGAAAUUCUCCAUCAAUUUGUCCGACGCAAGUGGGACUACCGAGGAAGAGUCUCCUCCUGCAUCUCCGAAGGAUGAUAGAGAACUAGAAGUGAAUGAGAAGAUAUCUGAGAAAAAAGACAGAAAAUCCAGUAAAGGUGGGAGUAGACGUUCAAGUAAAAGCGGUCAGAAACGCCGUCAAUCUCAGCCACUCUCUAAUACAACUUCACCAACGAACGAGAAUCCUGAUGCCGAGAACCAACAAAGCAGCUCAGGUUUUGUGAACAACCAAAACACAACUGAAGUCCUAAAUGAAGCUGCACGGCGUCUAGUCGAAACGAAAAUAAAAGAUGUAAAGAAUGAACAGAAGAAGAAACAGGAUAUUACAUUCAGUCUUGAUAAUCCCAAGGAAAUCUUAAAAGAGGCUCCCAGCGAAGCGGAUUUGCAAGCAGUGGACAACAAUGUUGACGAAGCUACUUUGUUCAAAUCGAAACCAAAGGCACCUGAACGUUCUAGAUUAAUUAAACUCAAUCCAGCAAACAAAGUCUCCAGUGUUUCUGUCUCCAGCAAACCCAUCCAACCUACUCCUGAUAAAGUUGCUGUGAACAAUGUGAGUUCGGAUGUUACUGAGAGUGCACAAAAUGAUGAUAACGAUGAAGUUACUCAAGAGACUGGCAAUCAGGAAGACACCGUCCAACAAUACCGUGAAAUGGUGAAACAGGGCCGUUUUGAUCCAGUACCAGAUUUGCCAUUCUGUUCACCUCAGGCAGCUAUAUUCAAAGAUUUAGUUAUGUAA
This is a messenger RNA of Schistosoma margrebowiei, 2727 nucleotides long. The record is from the annotation of a GenBank genome assembly. Lineage: Eukaryota; Metazoa; Platyhelminthes; Trematoda; Strigeidida; Schistosomatidae.